AUGGCGCCUGGGAGCCACCACCUCAACCUGGGCCUCCUGCUCCUGCUCCUUCUCCCUCCAGAGUGCCGAGGAGCUGAGGGCAGGCUGGCUCACAAGCUGUUCCGUGACCUCUUCGCCAACUACACAAGUGCCCUGAGACCUGUGGCAGACACAGACCAGACUCUGAAUGUGACGCUGGAGGUGACAUUGUCCCAGAUCAUCGACAUGGACGAGCGGAACCAGGUGUUGACGCUGUACCUAUGGAUCCGGCAGGAGUGGACCGAUGCCUACCUGCGGUGGGACCCGGAUGCCUACGGCGGCCUAGAUGCCAUCCGCAUCCCCAGCAGUCUCGUGUGGCGGCCAGACAUCGUGCUCUAUAACAAGGCGGACGCGCAGCAGCCGGCGUCGGCCAGCACGAACGUGGUGUUGCGGCACGACGGCGCAGUGCGCUGGGACGCGCCGGCCAUCACGCGCAGCUCGUGCCGCGUGGACGUGGCCGCCUUCCCGUUCGACGCGCAGCGCUGCGGCCUGACGUUUGGCUCCUGGACGCACGGCGGGCACCAGCUGGACGUGCGGCCGCGCGGCGACGCCGCCAGCCUGGCCGACUUCGUGGAGAACGUGGAGUGGCGCGUGCUGGGCAUGCCGGCGCGGCGGCGCGUGCUCACCUACGGCUGCUGCUCCGAGCCCUACCCCGACGUGACCUUCACGCUACUGCUGCGCCGCCGCGCCGCCGCCUACGUGUGCAACCUGCUGCUGCCCUGCGUGCUCAUCUCGCUGCUCGCGCCGCUCGCCUUUCACCUGCCGGCCGACUCGGGCGAGAAGGUGUCUCUGGGUGUCACCGUGCUGCUGGCGCUCACCGUCUUCCAGCUGAUCCUGGCCGAGAGCAUGCCCCCGGCCGAGAGUGUGCCGCUCAUCGGCAAGUACUACAUGGCCACUAUGACCAUGGUCACGUUCUCAACAGCGCUCACCAUCCUUAUCAUGAACCUGCAUUACUGUGGUCCCAGUGCCCGCCCAGUGCCCGCCUGGGCUCGAGUCCUCCUGCUGGGACACCUGGCACGAGGCCUGUGCGUGCGGGAACGAGGGGAGCCGUGUGGGAAGUCUCGGCCACCAGAAUCGCCCCCUAGCCCACAGCCACCCGAGGGAGGGGCUGGCCCACCAGCAGGUCCUUGCCAUGAGCCACGGUGUCUGUGCCACCAGGAAGCCCUGCUGAGCCACGUGGCCACCAUUGCCAGCACCUUCCGCAGCCACAGGGCUGCCCAGCGCCGCCAUGAGGACUGGAAGCGCCUGGCCCGCGUGAUGGACCGCUUCUUCCUGGGCAUCUUCUUCGGCAUGGCCUUGGUCAUGAGCCUCCUGGUGCUGGUGCAGGCCCUGUGAGGGUCUGGGCCUGGGGCCUGCGACAGCCACAGCACCUGCGGACAGGGAUGGCCAAGGCCAGCAGGUGCCCAGUGGUCUCUCCCUGCUGCUCCUAGGAACCUGGGCCAUCUUUCCUGAGGACCAGUGCUGCUGCCACCACAGCCCACAGGGGGGCGCUUGUCUGUGCAGCCCAACUAGGGCAAGUCCAGGGUCUACCUCCCCUGGUACAGGGAGGAGGAAGUCCAGGGAGGUGGGGACCACGUUCAGUGGUGGGGGGACUGACACGUUCAGGCCGGUGUCAGAGCUCUGGGUGGGAGUGAGGGACCACAGCUGCCAGCUUUCCUGUGCCUGGUGGUGGCUGUGACAGGGACUGGGUCCUGCCUGUCCUCCCCUGGGACUCGGGGAAGAGUUUGGGAUUCAUGGCCUAUUCCAAAGCAGGAGGCCACAGACAAUUGGCUGUGUAGCCCCAGCUGAUAAUAGACUGAGUGUGUGCCUUGUGCCUGCCCCGUGUCCUGUCCUACCUGGGGCAGUGGUGGUGGAAGCCAUGGAAGCGGCUGGUCUCUUUAGAGACAGGCCCUCAGCAUCCUGCACUGGAGCAGAGUCACAGCUUUGUCCUCGAGACAGAGACAGGG
Molecule: messenger RNA, 1964 nt
Organism: Lepus europaeus (European hare)
Lineage: Eukaryota; Metazoa; Chordata; Mammalia; Lagomorpha; Leporidae
Gene: CHRNA10
Product: cholinergic receptor nicotinic alpha 10 subunit
Exons: 5
Coding region: 1-1353 (450 amino acids)
Biological process (GO): signal transduction; nervous system process; monoatomic ion transmembrane transport
Cellular component (GO): neuron projection; synapse; postsynaptic membrane
Molecular function (GO): acetylcholine-gated monoatomic cation-selective channel activity; transmembrane signaling receptor activity
Source: RefSeq, a predicted model, not a curated record